This is a messenger RNA of Myxozyma melibiosi, 2608 nucleotides long. RefSeq lists its product as uncharacterized. Bases 314 to 2134 code for a protein of 606 amino acids. The transcript is spliced from 5 exons. Lineage: Eukaryota; Fungi; Ascomycota; Lipomycetes; Lipomycetales; Lipomycetaceae. The record is from RefSeq and is a predicted model, not a curated record. Gene Ontology annotation, biological process: protein localization to vacuole. Gene Ontology annotation, cellular component: vacuolar membrane.
GCAGAGCUGUACUCUAUACCCGGUUUAUUCUUGUGUUGCGUUAUUACUCCGCGAUAUCUUGAUUUGCGAGUUGCAGUAUACGUUUGGAGCUUACGGGAGACACUGAUAAGAGACAAAGGAACGAAGCGGAAUUUAGCGUCUGUGUUGCGAAACAAAACGAAAACAGAUCCGCUAGAGAAAUCUCUCGAGAGCACAGUUUCAAGUUCUCGACCACCACGCUGAUUUUUUGCGGUGAAGAAACAGCAAGAAAACAGCGGUUGACCAAUUUUUAAGAAGUGCUUGUUGGAUAUAGCAAGUGAAAUAAUCAAACAUAAUGUCUGCGGUGCGAACAGCGUUUGUUUGGAUUGCCUUUGGCGUGGUGUGCGGUAUUCUCGCACUGAUAUCCAUCCUCUUUACGAGACUUUAUACCAAGAGAUACGAACGUGAUGCGUUUGUUACCAUCGUCUCCAUCUUCUCAAUGUCGGUAGUCUUGGCCACGGCCUGCUUGCUACCUGUCGACAUUGCGAUCGUGAGCCAGACGACGACCGACGUGGCGCAGCAACUCACGAGAUCUGAGACCGCCGUCAAAGUUGUUUACUAUCUGCUCUACUCCAUGGACGCGUUCCUUAUCCUGCUGCUGAUUCCGUUUACGUAUUUCUGGUUUGAGGAAUGGGACGAGGAGUCGACCACUGGCGGUCGCAUUCGUGGAGCGCUCAAGUUUUCAAUUAUCUUUAUUGUCAUUGCAAUCACGCUUUUGAUUCUUGGACUCUUUAUUCCUUAUGGACGCGGAGUUCGUGACAACGAGUACUACUUCAUCUACUUCCAGCAGUUGCUGAUGGAGAACCGUGGUGAACGCGCCUUGACGUUCAUCAUCGGAGUCCUUCUCUGCUUGGGCAUAAUCGUGUACGUCAUCUACACUGCCAUCGGCUUUGCAGUCCUUCCGAUCCUCUGCAUGAAGUACCGACCCAGCCUGUCCGUCGCCGAACUCGACGACACCCGAGUCGCCUUACAGCUCAACCGUGAGAAGCAGCGCAUGAUCGAGGCCCGCUACGAAGGCACGCGAAUCCAGUGGAGCACGCGCGACAAGCGUGCGUACGAGGUUCUGCAGCGCGAGGAGAAGACUUUGAUUCGCAAAGUGCGCGUCAACGCGGGUAACCCGAAAUGGUAUAAGCCGCGAUGGCUGGUUAGGAGCUUUAGAUUUGUUGCGCGGCCGGUUGUGAUGAUUAUCGGUUUCUUCCUGAUGAUUAUCGCGCUUUUAAUUGUUGCCUCGAUCUUGAUUUCCAUGGUGGAUCACAUCAAGAAUACCCCUUGCGGACGCCAUUGCGGAUUUUUGCUCCCGGCGACUAACAUCAUCAAUCCGAUCAAUGAGUUCCUUCGAAUCGCCUCUAGAGGAUUCCCGGCUGACUAUAUCGUCACUUUGUUCAUCAUCGUCUGGCUCUUCAUCUCAACUGUGAUCGGACUCUCGUACUUCAGCAUCCGACUGGUCUGGUUCGUGCUGUUCCGUAUCCAGCGCGGAAAGACUGAUCCCCAGGGCUUGCUUCUCGGCACUGCGAUGAUCAUGGUUGCCGUUCUGGCAAUCAACUACUCAUUCACGAUGGUGAUUGCGCCGGACUACGCCAGAUACGGCAGCCAGCAGUUUUGCAACUACGUGGUCGACGGUCUCUACGGAAUGGCGGGAAUGUGCGAAGACCACCCGGAGGAGCUUGUGUCCUGCGCCGAAGCAAGCCGGAUGCUCUUCACGACCGAGUUCCCGGCCUUUGACCCGGGAUAUAUUCUCGAGCCCGACGCGACCAGCCUCGUGACUGCGAACUACACCGUCUACUUCAACAGUGUGUGCCGCCAGACCCUAGUGUCGACGUUCAUCGAUCGGAUAAGCGUGAAUUUCCCAUGGUUCGGUCUGUGGAGUUUCUGGGGCCAAUUCGGCUUCGUCGGCAUCUUCUUGAUCGCCAUUGUCGUCGCAAUCAUCCGCAAGCCGUCAUGGGAUACCUACGACGCCGACGACGACGACGACCCGUUCGCGCCCGAGGAGGAGCAGGGUCUGCUCAGUCGCACGGCCGCGAAGUGGUCGAACCGCGUCAACACGACCUGGGACGAUCUGCGGACGCGGGCGCGGCUCGCGGAUCAGGCGGCGCAGGUGUAUCGCGCGGUUUCGUAAAUAUGGGGAUGUGAGAUGUGUGUGUGUGUGUGGCCGGACCGACGCGGGAAGAUGUGCUUGGCUUUUGAUCACUCGAGCGAUCAGUGAUCAGAGUGUGUGUGCUUUUUAUACAAUCAGUCACUCUUUUUUUCUUGUUGUUAUGCUGCUUUGAGUGUUUGGAUACAGACAUCCUUUGAUUCACCUUGCUUCUGUUUUUCUUUCAUUUUCACUUGUCUUUUUUUUUGGGCGCACACUUGGUUUUUCUUUUUAUUAUUUAUAUGGUUUAUCGCUGAUGACGGGUCGCUUUUUUCACAAACGAAAGGACGGGAGAAGAGAGGAAGUCACACCUUUGGGUUAUAUAUCACCAGAAAAGGCAGUGAGGAUUUUGUUGCAGGAUGGGAGUGUCUGUGAAUAUAUACCAAGUGAGGGAGGGAAUGUUUUUUUUCUUUAUCUAUCUAGUCAGGUUUUUAGAUUAGUUUCAACUCGAUUUUCGAU